This is a messenger RNA of Drosophila gunungcola (fruit fly), 779 nucleotides long. Its product is annotated as transmembrane reductase CYB561D2. Lineage: Eukaryota; Metazoa; Arthropoda; Insecta; Diptera; Drosophilidae. The record is from RefSeq and is a predicted model, not a curated record.
CUGAAAUAUGAGCCAAGCGGUUAACGCCUCCACGCAAAAUGUGGUGAUCUACGACUUCGCCUGGCCCCUUCUGGUGUCCCUGUUCGAGGUGAGCCUGUACCGGAUCGUCCUGGAGCUGGUGGCCCACAUCCUGCUGGUGGUGCUGGCCCUGGUGGUGGUCAUUAAGUCCCGGGGCAUGAACGACCACCGGAGUGGAAAGCACGCAGUCUACUCCACCCUGGGCCUGCUGCUCUGCGUGGGCGAGACCCUGCUGGUGAGCCACUCGUGGUGGCUCCACGAGCUGACCACCAGGAAGCGGCUGGUCCUGCUGCACAUGGCCCUGGGGAUGGUGGGCAUCUGGCUGGGAUCGGUGGGCAUCUUCCUGAAGAGUUGGGCCAAGAGCAGGAAGCAGGAGGGAGAUCGGCACUUCGCCUCCAAACACGGAUGGUGUGGCCUGCUGGGAAUCCUGCUGAUCGGUGGUUCGCUGGCCACCGGACUCGUGCUCGUCUACCUGAGCCACCUGGCGCUCCACUUGCUCCACCGGGUGGCGGGUCUUUCCGGCUUCGUGUGCCUCUGCUGCAGCCAGUGGUUCGCCCUCAACUUGGGAUUCGCCAGAAGGGAAUGGAACUCGCAGCAGAUCAAGUGGCUCAAGGUCGCCACCUUGGGAGCCACCAUCGCGGUCAGCGGCUACGAGGUCCUCUGUCUCUCCAGGGACAUCGUCCAUCUGCUCCGAUAUUUCACAGCCAUGGGGCUGAGCAUGAAGGACCUUUCCAACCUCAUCUUAGAGUGAUCUUUGGGUA